This is a messenger RNA of Varroa destructor (honeybee mite), 7256 nucleotides long. Its product is annotated as uridine-cytidine kinase-like lethal (2) k01209. Gene Ontology annotation, molecular function: ATP binding; kinase activity. NCBI's taxonomy places the organism in Eukaryota, Metazoa, Arthropoda, Arachnida, Mesostigmata, Varroidae. The record is from RefSeq and is a predicted model, not a curated record.
AUCGUUGAGCGGUUUCACUGCUUUCGGAAUGGAAAACAAAAGCGAAUUUCUGUGUGUGUUUUUAUUUUCACGUCAACCCAGCCCAGGCCAGGCCAGGCCAGGCCAGACCAGGCCAGGCCAAGCCAGGAGGUUUUGUCUGUAGUGCUCGAUGGAAAACUGUGUUAGCCGAAAGCCCAAUCAGGUUGUCCCUUACAUAGUUCGAUCCUUUUUGUAUGAUUUUAAGUUACAGCUCUGCGUAGUUCAGUACCAUUUUACAAAUAGAACGCACUAUGUUGUUUUCGGGCAUCGAUCAUAUGGUCGUGCAAAAAGGAAGAAUAGAGACAAACUAAAUUAUAAAAGCGGCACGUCUACCUCAAGCUACCGUCGCGCAUCGGCCGACCUGGGAACAUAGUUCUGUACAAAAUCAGUCUACUCAUGCCGGACCAUAAGAUAGUUUGCAACGCAUCACGAUAGAGACCGGCAUCGACUAUCGCAGUGAUCGUUAUUUUAUUUGGAAAAAAAAUAGUUCGAUGACACUUUCGUUACACAGGUCUCUAUACUUAGUGACUCAUAUGAGUCAAGUGGUUACCCUUGGAUUCUAUGAGAUCUAAAUACGAUACCUUUGUUUAUUUACGUAGCUGUGUAGCUGAAAACACCUUUUAUCAGAAUCAAUGAUGCAGUUGAAUGAGCCGCUAGCACGUACAUUGUGCUUCGACGUUAUGCAAUCAACGACGGUUGUGAGUGCUUUGUGCGACCUUGACAUUACGUUACCGGCUUUUCCACUUCAAUACAAACAGCGUUUAUUUUUCAUUAAAACGCUAUUCUAAUCAGAAGCGUUUGCCUUUUUUUCACAGCAGCGAGCCCUAUGUUUCCUGUAUUUAUCUUCGAUAGUUGGCUACUCCUUGUUCGGUUGCAGACACAGUCAAAGAGGAACUACUUCUUACGAACCUAAUGGUACUUGCUUUACAUAUGAAUAUGUUUAUAAAUAUUCGAAUAGAUGGCUUCUUCCACUGCGGAUUUCAAUCAAGGCUCCGCGUGUUCUUUUUCUCGAUGGUAAACUCUUUUCCGUAGUAGAACUCGUUAGUUUUACCUUAGCGACGCAUCCUCUGGGAUCGUCGAAACGCGAUAAACACAAACUACUAAGUGAACCUUUUUACAACCUAAUGUACGGCGGUACCGAGACGCCAUGACAACAAAGAUGGCCUAAAAUAUCAUAGAUGCCUGCUGGAUUCAAGGUCCGAGUUCGACGAUAUCGUGUGAUACCGUUCCACUGAACGCCUCUUACGUUUCAUACACCAUUAAUGUGGAGUGGAAGAGUCCGUUUAGCCUAUUCAAUAAAGACGUUUUACCCGGAAGUAUUCGAUUUAGAGCUGAGAUAUUUAUGAUUUCGUACAGAAUACGCGUUUUGCUCCUGAAUGAUUUGAAACUUCAUAAUAUAUAUAUUGCUGUUUGUUAACAAUCACUAUUAUUAGUUUGAAAAAAACGGUCCAGCAUCGCGUAACGCCUCAGUUGCUAAUAUUAUCAAUAUAUAUAUAUAUAUAGAUUAUCGUUACAUUGUCGUGAGAAUGAAGCCCAAAAGAAUUGCCACCACAUUUCAGACAAUGGUCCACUCUGUAUCUUAUGCUAAGGUAUACCAUAUAUCUUAAUGAAUUUGGAGUUGCCCUACAACAGACACUUGUCGACGAAUGAAAAUUUUUACAAAAUGAGGAAAUGUAUAUGUGUUUAGCUGACUCAUUGCUGAUAUGAAGGUGGCCAACCAAAACCACAUGAGACUAAUGGCCGACAGCGCGAAUACCCAGUAUUUGGCAGAUUUCCACAAAACGUUCGUUAGCCUAGACGGGUUCAGAGCGUUCACCCAGUCGACGGGUCGACAGGGUCAACCGCGUACAGACCUGAAAUCAGUGAAGUUGGCCGGUGAUGCCGGGCCGCACUUCAUAUUACUAGCAGAUGGAAUAAACAAAAUGUGUAGUUUCUACGCAUACGUAGUAACGAUAAUAUAGUGCUCUAGGCUAUAGUUUCUCAAUUGAUAAUUCUCUGGACAGAAAAUCACCUUACCAUUGUUUUACUGCAUUAAGAAUCUUCUUGAUUGACAUCAGAAUUCUGCUAGGCCAAGAGCUGGUGUCGGUCACACAGAAGUGAUUGAAUCAAGUCACUUAUACCUUGCGUUUUCCAUUCAUGCUAAUCUGAAUAUCUUGUUCAACAUUUCAAGAAGAAGGUUCGAGUGUCCUUUUCGUUGAAUCUAAUUCUAGUUACUAUGAAAAGGUACUCGUUUAUGUUUAUGGUGCAGCGUAAUUGGUAACUUUCUCCUAAACGACAGUAACUAUAAAAUUGCCAAAUUAGAGGGAGUUGUCUUUCACAAUGUGGAUCCUUAAAAUCUUUAGCGUAAAGAUAGGCGUAGUAUAUAGUUGUGCUACCAUGAGCAACAGCUGGCCUUGUGUAUAUAUAUGAUAUAGUGCACAAGUAGGUUGUUUAUUUUUACCGACACUCGAUGGUGUCCUUCUAUAAUGGCUUUGCUACACCGCAAUAGCUGCAAACAAUUAGCGAUCGUUUGUCAAAUAUAACAGGUAAAUCAGCUACACUGGCAAUGCAGGAAACCGAAACGUGAGAUUUUAGUCAUUUUUUCGGCUGGGCUAAGUCGGCCUGAAGUAGGUCCGCCGCCGAGACAUCAACGUUGGCCUUUUUAAGACGUCUCGAAGAUUUUGCUCAUUCUUGAAUUCGUGUUAACGCGGUGCUAAAUAUCACCACUUUAACAGCUUUCUACUAGAGAGGUAGACGAAAAUAAACAGGUCUCAUUCUUUCAUUAUUUCAGAUCUUGACUGCAGCUGUUACGUCUACCCGUAGAUGUAGUGUCUAGUAGUAGCGUGUCAUGAAGUGUGCAUGAUGACGAUAAGCGUUGGCUGCACGUUCACCGUUGUAGCUCGUCGCGGCGAGACAGUGCCAGGAUUUUGUGCUUGCGGCGGUUGCCCAGCCUUUGACGUGACACAAUUUUUCUCUAAAGCAAGUGCCCCAAGGAUACUAUGCAGAUUAGAGGAUGGCAGCGUACUUUUGUUGCUGUCCACAAGCGUAACCCCAUGUAAAGUAGUUGUGAUUGAAUGUCUAUUCGUGGGUUUUGACCUGUAUCAAUCUAUGGUUGUUUAUGGUUUAACUAGUUUAUGAUUGAUCUAGAUAUGUAUAUAUAAUUUAUGUUUAAUACAAACGCGGGAGCGGUUUGCAUCGUAGCAGCUCAAGGGCUGACAAAAGAACGAAAAAAGAGCUAUAUAAGGUAGAUUACUAAAAGCUUGUAACGUUCAUUGAGACGACUUAGUGCUGGUCGCAUUCACGUCAUGUGUGCGUGUGUACACUUAGCUCACUGUCAAAUCGUUUAUUUAAUUUGCACGCCCGUCGCAGGAACUAUAACGCAUCCGUAGCAUGUUCGAUUUCAAAACAAACUCUUUGAUCAACGACGGUCAUUCAUGAAAGGGGCAAAAUACGACUCUUUGCAGAAAGAAAAUCUGCUUAGCGCUCAACACUACACGUAGUGAUAAUGGCGAUGACUUUGGUGGGCGCGGGACAAUCGAUGUUCAACUGGACUUCGAGACAAAAAUGGAGGCAACCGCACCUUUGAGCCCCGCUACUUCGACGACGACGACGACGGGUGUAUCCAGUGGACCUGUUCAAGUUUCAACAUCCCCCGCGUCUCCAACGGCUUCCCGAAAUCAGAACAAAACUCACAGACGAGAACGAACGUUUUCAGCUUCAUCCAAUAAAGGUGAUCCUCCGGUAAUUCGCACUCGACAGCGGACGAUCUAUACAGCUGGCCGCCCGCCAUGGUACGAUAAACAGGGUCAAACCGUCGAACCAUUUAUUAUAGGCAUCUGUGGUGGCAGCGCUUCCGGAAAGACAACCGUAGCCAAAAAGAUCAUUGAAGCCCUCAACGUGCCCUGGGUCACGUUGCUUAGUAUGGACUCAUUUUAUAAGGUUCUCAAUGAGGAACAGCACGAAGCCGCCAACAAGAACAUGUACAACUUUGAUCACCCGGACGCAUUCGACUUCGAACUGCUCAUUGACACAUUAAAAAAACUAAAAGAGGGUAAACGUGUGGAAGUACCUGUCUACAACUUCGUCACCCACUCCCGCGAGAAGCGUUUCAAAUUUAUGUACGGGGCAAAUGUAAUUAUUUUUGAGGGCAUCCUUUGCUUUGCGCACAAAGAGUUACUGGAAAUGAUGGACAUGAAAGUGUUCAUCGACACGGACUCUGACAUUCGGCUGGCCCGACGUCUGAAACGCGAUAUCUCGGAGCGCGGUCGAGACCUGAUCGGCUGUCUGGAACAGUACGAAAGGUUUGUUAAGCCUUCCUACGAUUUGCACAUCGCGCCAACAGUUCGACAUGCCGACCUCGUAGUACCGAGAGGCGGUGAAAAUAAAAUUGCCAUCGACCUUAUCGUACAGCACGUGCAUGCCCAGCUGCUUGCUCGCGGCCUAAAACUGCGUUCAACCCUCGUCGAAGGAUAUAGCGAUCAGCCGAUGCCAACCAGCCUGCACAUCCUAUCCGAAACUCCGCAAGUGCGUGGUAUUCAUACGUUCAUUCGGAAUCGCGAUACUGAUCGAGACUCGUUUAUCUUCUACUCGAAACGACUGAUGCGUCUGCUUAUCGAAGAGACGCUCUCGUUGCUACCGUUUAAAAAAAUUGUCGUCGAAACGCAGCAAAACUUAGUGUAUGAAGGAAUGAAGAGCGGAGCGGGUAAGAUCUGCGGUGUUAGCAUCCUGCGCGCUGGGGAAACGAUGGAGCAAGCACUAUGCGAUGUAUUAAAAAAUGUUCGCCUUGGUAAAAUUCUUAUUCAGACAAAUGUCCUGACCGGCGAACCUGAACUUUACUACCUACGGCUGCCAAAAGAUAUCCAGGACUACCGUAUAUUUUUGAUGGACGCAACUGUAGCAACAGGUGCGGCAUCGAUGAUGGCGAUACGCGUCCUUCUCGACCACGACGUACCCGAAGAGAAUAUCACGCUAUGCUCACUGCUUAUGGCUUCCUCUGGCGUACACUCGAUUGCAUAUGCCUUUCCCAAGGUGCGCAUUGUUACAACUGCCGUUGAUCCAGAGAUCAACGACAAGUUCUACAUCAAGCCAGGCAUCGGAAAUUUCGGGGAUCGUUACUUCGGCACUGAGGCAAUCUCAUACAGCUAAAAACAACUAUUAACGAGAUCUCACAGUUGCUCAUUUAAUCAACAAUCUUGCUUUACCUGACCCUGUCCGACCCGCGCGCCUAUAAUCGCUGCUUGCGACUCAGUUUCUUAAUAAAGUAUCGAUUAAGCAAACGAGGAACUGAGCGUCAAAAGCACACAAAAUACUGUCCCUAAGCGGAACAUUGACGGAACGGCCGCCAGGAUAAUAUCUAGGCGGAAAGUAUUUGCUAUAUUGAAUUGUUUUUGCAAAAGUAAAUUGAUUUGUAGACAUCUGUGCGGAAUAGCGCACAAUGCUAGAAGUCCAUUGGCUAUAUGUCAUGGCGAAGAAGCAACUAGGCGUUGACACUGAGAAACGGACUAUUUUCAUCGGUGUAUUAUAACGCCGUGCUCUGGCAGCGUGUCUCAGCAUCCUAAGUUUCAACAACGUAAACAUAACAAAUAAUGGGUGUAGGUGUAUUUGAAUAGCUGGAAACAUGAAUAAAGUGGAUGGAAGACGACCAGAUGAUAUCAAGUUUUCUUGACUCUCGGCGUUUGAGCAUUUGCCGAAUUCAAGCAAUACAAAAACCUAUGUUUUUGUAUAUAUAUAUAUAUGGCGUACUAAAUAUAUAUAUAUAUAUAUAUAUAUAUAUAUGCGCUAACUUCAUUCUAUAGUUAAGGAGAAGAACAAAAAAAAAAAAAAAAAAGAACUUAACCUACCCGAUCAAUUUUAUCUCAUCUAUUGUUACAACCGAAUUCUUAUAGAAUUCCAUACGGAACUAUGGACUUAUGUGAAACUUUUGUACGAGGAAGAGGAAUAUGGGUAAUAGGUGUAAGGAAUAGUUUGUUUUUGAAAGUUCGCAGAAAAAGGUGUAAACGAUAUUAUACGGCAGACUGUUCAAAUAUAUACAAGUACGUAUGAUAGAUACUUAAACACGGCGUCUAAUUACUAGUCGUUAACAAGCAUGCGGGAAGCUCUGGGUCAUCGUGGGAGGGACUCCCAGAGGACGCCGAGUCCAUUAGGCUAAUUGGAAGGCCCAGAUAUGGUGAAUAGAUGUUUAUAGGUCAUGUGCAAACAAUUGUACUGCUUACGAUGAUGGCUGACAAUAAUAAAUUCUGUAUGAUAUAUAUAUGUGCAUCGUGUGUCGAUUCUUCACUGAUUUGGCCGUUGUCCUUUUCAAUACGCCUGAUCCAGUCAAGUACGUACGCAAUGAUCCGGGAAGACUGAAUAGCAAAAUGUAGUGAAUGGCGCUUCUUCGAACAUGGUAUCGGUUUGGUAGUGAACUAUGGAGAUGGCACAAGCUCAACGGGUAGCAACGUGUAAAUACGAUAGCUUACGACUACUUGAUAGCCCUAUUGUAAGCCUUAAAAUACGUCGGGAAAAUGAGCACUGAGGAAGUAUUAAAGCUGGCCGUAUUUGUUUUCGACAGAAGUUGCUUUCGCUGCCGCUGGAAUAGCGCCUGUUACUAGGCCCAUUCCGUAUGUGUGUACCCACGUUUCAGGUACAGCGAGUCAGCUAGAUCUAUCCGUAAUGAUAUUUCGGAAGUAUAGGCACAGAAUAGGGAAAACGAUCAGCAGAUAACGCAGUUUUUAUUAAAGGGUAAUCUGUUCUCCUUAUCAAUUAUGAGAAUAGGGAGAACCGAUGUUAAUACCGUUAAUGUUCGUGCGACAGUAGAAUUUGCGUGCACAUUUGUAGAUAACAAAGUACUUUGUACACUGACUGUGCCAUCUAUGAUUAGAGCCCUUGGCUGUAUUUUCCAGUCGUUUGUCCGAGCUGCCAACAAUAGAUAUUACUAUGAACAUAAGGUGUAACAUAAGAUGUACAUUACCGGCAUUUUCACAAUUUACCCGAAUCGUUAGAGAUUUUAAGAAAGGAAAACCGAUAUAAAAAUGUAUUUGUGUAAGCGCUCAACUAGUCUUCGCUGUCACUACACAGAUACGCACUCUAGCCCUAGAAGACUGUAUACGUAUUACUUUAUACAGAAAUGUAACGCAGAAGGGAUGUUUUCGACAGUCCAUUUUACCAAGGCCUGAUAGGCGUCCAGUGUCGUAUUUUUCUUUGCACUGUUUUGUAAAUUGGAGAUAGAUAGUGAUAUAAUUAAGCAUUAAGCAAGUGACUUGGAUGGCCAAGUUUCUGGA